CUUAUUUAAGCUUCAUUCGAUAAUAUAUAAAGAUGACGGACUGGUUGCAUUGUAAUAAAUGUUACAUAAAAGUACAACCAGACAUUAAGAUGUUUCUAGUAGAAUGUGCUCAUAUAUUUUGUGAAAAGUGCAUAAAAAGAGUUGGUGAUGAAAAAUGCCUCAUAUGUCAAAAAUCCAAUAGUUUUAUACUUAUUGAUAAAGAUAUGAAUGCAUCUGUUCAACCCUUCUUCAUACCCGUUGAUGUUCAAAUUAAAAAAAUAUUGGAGGUUUACAAUUUUCAAAUGAUGCACAAGCAACGUUUGAAUCAAGCACAAACUGAAAAAUAUCAAUACGCUAAAGGACAAUUAUUUUCCUGUUAUAAUAAAUUAAAAGGAAUCAUGAGUGAGAAUAAAAUGAUGAGGAAUAUGUUACUGAACAACAAUAGAAGUUGUCAUUCAAACGCAGGCGCUUUUAUGACUAGUACGCCAUCUGUUACUAACGAUGGCAUGUCAACAUUUACACCUAUCGUUCCUAAUACUAAACAAAUACCUGGAUAUGCCCAAAGAUUACAGACGUUUGAUAUCAGAAGAAAUCCCGAUCAACAAAAUAUUAAUAGAAAUAUUCGUCCGAAUGUAAAUUUGAUAUCGGAAAAUGCUGCCGCUAUGAACGAUGACGUCAUAUCGCAAGAUUACGGAAUCGAUGUUUCGUUACAACUCCAAACACCGAUUCUCGAUAAAAAUAAAAAAAUUCACGGUUAUCCCCGCAUAUAUCACGGAAGGGGUGGUUCGAGAGGUAUGCCGAUACCGCACAAUCAACCGAGACGGUUUUUCUUUGGCGAUCCCGUCUCUGAACAUUCUAGUACCACGCGGAUAUGUUGGAGAUCGAGAAUCACUUCUAGUACAGCUGUUGGACACGAUUUCUUGGCACCGGUUGCACGCUCGGAUAACAGAGCUGCCAUAGUGGCCUCAACGGCCGAAAAGGUGCUGCAAGAUCCAGCUCGUUUGAGUAGGAACGGCGAACUCACCGAUGGACCUAGAACCCAUCAUUGGUGUAGCUUCAACGGUCCAAAAAAUAUAGUAAAUAGGCACGAAAUCCGAUUAGUAACUGGAUACUGUCGUUUAAGAAGCCCUUUCCACACCAAGGGCAUCACGGACGAUCCUUUGGUGCAUGUCCUUGCCCGCCCACAAUGUACUCGAUUAGAAAGAGCUACAACAUUAGACAACCACGUCCAAAUAAAUGUUAGAUAA
Messenger RNA from Diorhabda carinulata, 1226 nucleotides. RefSeq lists its product as uncharacterized. Lineage: Eukaryota; Metazoa; Arthropoda; Insecta; Coleoptera; Chrysomelidae. Gene Ontology annotation, biological process: protein sumoylation; homologous chromosome pairing at meiosis; reciprocal meiotic recombination. Gene Ontology annotation, cellular component: synaptonemal complex. The coding region runs from base 33 to 1226 and encodes 397 amino acids. The transcript has 7 exons. Gene Ontology annotation, molecular function: SUMO transferase activity. The record is from RefSeq and is a predicted model, not a curated record.